UCGAUGAGCAUUAGUGCGAUCUCGUCAGUUUUAUUUCAUUUCUUUUCAACCUUGUUGACAUGUUUCCGUGCCACUGAUACCAACGAGAGGAGCAACGAUGGGCUUAACAGCAGCUCGCUGUGGAUUUGUUGUUUUUCUCCUUUGGAUGCCAGUGCUUCAUUGCACAGAACCAGGUUGGGGAGUGACGUACACUUCCACUAACAUCUGCGCCGUUGAAGGAUCCACAGUGGACAUAUCCUGCUCCUACAUAUAUCCACCCACGUACAAGGUUGUGAGAAUAAUCUGGACCACAAAAGGUCAUGAAAGUCAGCCUUUGGAUCUGAGAGAAGACCCUCAAUAUUCAAAGCGAGUGCGGUAUCACUGCAGUAACAACAACUGCACUCUGACAAUAAAACAUCUGAGCAGCAGUGAUUCAGGUCAGUACUUCUUCAGGUUCAUUACAGACAAACAGGACGGGAGAUUUACUGGUCAACCUGGAGUCACUCUCACUGUCACAGGUCUGUCGACCGUAUUUUAUACCAACAGCGGACUACAGUGUUACAGCAGCAGAUGUCAGCCACCUGGUCAUGUUUCCUACAUCUGGUACAAAAAUGGAGAGAAAAUCUCAGGAGAGCCGACUUUCGACUGGGUUCAUUCCAGGGACAGCUACUCCUGUGCUGUUGAAGGACAUGAGGACUUCCCCUCCCCUCCGCGGUGUUUAAAAGAUCAAGCCUGCAGCAGAGUGACAUAUCAAAACAGAAAUAUUUGUGCGAUGAAAGGAUCCUGGGUGUUUAUAUCCUGUCAGUACGAGAGCAGUGAAGGCAUCACAUCAACGUUCUGGUUCAGUCCCAGUCGGAGGCAUCAGUGGGUGAAUUCCUCUUGGCCAGAGAAACUCAGCAAAGACCCACAGUUUGCAGGUCGUGUUGAGGAAUUCUAUGAAGGAGUUGACUCCUAUCUGAGAAUCAGUGAUGUGAGAGAGAGUGAUUCAGCCGAGUAUCGCUUCACAUUCAAAACAAGAAGCUUUGAAUGGAGGAGCAGUUUACCUGGAGUAGCUCUGACUGUCACAGAUCCAGAUUUGCAGGUGAAGGUGACAUCAUCGAGUGGUUCAUGGGCAAACCUGGAGUGUCACAGCCGAUGUUCUCUACCAUAUAAUCCCUCGUAUGUUUGGUACAAGAAUGGAGAGAAGGUGAAGCAGAGAGCACCAUCCACUUAUUCAGCCUACUUCUGGGCCGCAGACAGUAUAUCCUGUGCUCUGACAGAUCAUGAGGAUUUUCCCUCUCCUCCAGUGUGUGUCUUAGGCCAACAGUGUAACAGAGUGAACUGUCCUGACAGAAGGAUCUGUGCUGCCCUGGGUUCAUCCGUGGACAUUUCCUGCUUUUACCAAAGCAGAAAUUAUGUUAAAUCCAAGUUCUGGUUCAGUCCUGAUCACAGCAGAGAUCAGCACAGGCUUCCAGAGGACCUCAGAAAUGACCCACAGUUAGCAAACAGAAUGGAAGUCUUGGAAAAAGAAGGAUUCUCCACUCUGAGAAUCAGUGACCUGAGAGACGAUGAUUCAAUCCAGUAUCAUUUCCAGUUCACGACCUCUGACUCCACAACCAGCAGAAGUUUAUCUGGAACAAGACUCACAGUCACAGCUCUACAGGUGAAGGUGAUUACAGAAACCAUCCAUCCAUCCCACACUGAAGCAGAGCUCGAGUGUGACAGCAAAUGUCAUCAAGCUAGUCAUGUUGACCAUGUUUGGUUUAAAAACAGAGUGAAAGUUAAGAAUAAGAAGAGACUUUAUGAGGCCCGUUUUCAUCCAGGAGAUGUCAUCUCAUGUGCUUUGGAAGGACAUGAGAGCCACGCCUCUCCUCCUCUUUAUGUGCUGAACGUGCCCUCAGUGUCAGUGAGUCCCUCUGGUGAAAUCAUGGAGAACAGUUCAGUGACUCUAACAUGUAGCAACGACGCCACCCAAUCAAGAAUAAACACCACCUGGUACAAGAACAAAGAAACAGUGGUUGGCCUUGGCCCACAGCUUGUCCUCCAGUCCAUCCGAUCUUCUGACUCAGGACAGUAUUACUGUACAUCUGAGAACGAGUGGGGGAAGAGGACGUCUCAACUCAUCUCCAUUGAUGUUGAAUAUCCUCCAAAGACCAUCGAUGUGUCAGUGAGUCUUCAUGGAGCGAUUGUGGAGGGAAGCUCAGUGACUCUGACCUGCAGCAGCGAUGCUAACCCAGCAGCUAACUACACCUGGUACCGGAAUCACCACAAGCUAGCUCAUGGACCAGAGGGCACUUAUCAUUUCCCCUCCAUCAGCUGGGAGGAUAGAGGAACCUACAGCUGCAAAUCUGAGAACAAACAUGGAACCAUGUCUUUAUCCCGACCGGUAGAUGUUCAGUAUGGUCCAAAGCUUCCCUCAGUGUCGGUGAGUCCGUCUGGUGAGAUCGUGGAGGGAAGCUCAGUGACUCUGACCUGCAGCAGCGAUGCUAACCCAGCAGCUAGCUACAGCUGGUACAGGGAGGGUGAAGACACACCUCAGGCAUCAGACAACAUCUUCACCAUCAGUGACGUCAGUCUUGAGCACAGCGGAAACUAUUCCUGUGUGGCUCAGAACAGCAGAGGACGUCAUGCCUUCACAGUAAACCUGCUGGUCAGAAAAUCGAGGAAGGCAGCAGUUGUCGGAGCGUCGACUGCUGUGAUCCUGGUGCUCGUGUUCUUCGCUGUCUUCAUAUUAUUGAGGAAGAGGAUUUGCAAACAAACACCUGAACCUGGAGCGAGACCAAAUAUCUCUGAACAGCGCGGAGUCGAUCGGGAGCAGCAGGAAGAGCCUGCAGAGCUUCACUACGCCAGCGUCCACUUCUCCAAACAGAAAGACGAGUGCCUCUACUCCAACAUCAGACCGGUGCAGCCACACAGACCCAUGGAGGAAGAGGAGGAGGAUGCAGCUGUGCUGUACUCAGCCAUCAGACGCACCAAUGACAGCAGGGCCACAAGUCAAGACAGUGUUGAGAAUCUGUACAGCACUGUCAGCAAAAUCCGUUAAAAUGAAGGAGAUCUCUCAUCUUAAACGUGGGUGUGCGCCGAUGCAAAAGAUAGCCAUGAAUUUAAUAAAUCUCUGAGGUCAGUUUAUGAGAGAAACAAGAGUGAAUAAAAGAUUUAAGGCCCCGCUCACACGACAGCGUGUUCAAGAGAAAACGUUCGAGUGUUUCUUUACACCACAACGGUGCAGAGAGCCACGGAAAAUGUAACUUUUUGAAAACAGCUCUCAAGGAAGAAACUUUACAAAAACGCUCCAACUCCAUGUCCGUGGAAACAGGGGAAGAUGCAGCUUUUCUGAAAUGUUGCUAGUGCGCAUUCUAAUCCCAAAGAAAAAUCAAAACUCAAGUUCUGCCCUCAAAAAACUGCCAGUGUAACUCCAAAAUGUGAGGAAAUAUAAUCUGAAAACAUGUGUAUUUGGAAAAUACACAACUUAAGCCCACCACAGAGUGGUUAAGAUAAACCCAAGUGUAUAAACUCAAUCACAUCUAAAUCAAUCUCAGGCUUUAUCUAUGAAACACCCAAAAGGUCACUUGGUCAUCCGUCCAUACGGAUGUCUGUGGACUCAUUUUUGUUUGUUAUAGUGUAUCGUUCUAUACAAGUUACAUGUAUAAGUUGUGUACAUUGUGUACAGUUGUGUACAUCCAUAAGUUGCAUCUGUCAAAAAACAAACGAAAAAAAAUCAUGCAGUGCUUUUAGACCAAUUAUUUGUUCCUUCAUCGCAGUAACAGUUUUUCUGCUUUUUUCCCUCCUGAGUUUCUCAAACACUCUGAACUCUUGAACCCUUCUUUCUUUUUAGAACAUUUUUCCUGUGUUAUUCAUGCAGAGGUGCAGUGGUAUAAACAGUAUAUUUUCAUUGAUCAAUCGCUUCCAAGUCAAAAGACCAGGAAACAACUAGAACUAGUGCAACUUGUAGCUUGGAAAAUGAAGUCAAAAGCUGAACAGAAUUCAAACUUUCCUGGAUUUAAAGAUAAGAUCUUGUUCUCAACAGCAGGUCUGCAGGCAAUAAUGACUUAAAUUUAAUGACUAAAUCUCUUCAUAACUGAAACAUUACAGUUUAAUAUUGUUCUAAUUUUAAUAUAACUUGAACUAUUGACUCAGAUUUAAAACACACUUCUUUUACGCAGGGCUUGAGCUUGUUUCAGUCAAUAAUCAACAUGUAAACAGUUUAUUUCAGCAUCGUUUGAACAAUAAAUUCACAUGACUUGAAAUACUUCAGGGUUUUGGAGCUCUUUUUUUAUGGUUGACUCAUUUUCACAUCCAGUCAAGCAAAACGUCACAAUGAGCAGUUUCCCAGACGCGCUCUUCAACCUGAACAGUCAUUGCUUUCACAUGUAAAUCUGGGACACCUCAUCAAGGAGGUCUCGGACCACAGGUUGAGAACCACUGCAAUAGACAGAAACUGACAAAAAUGAUAAAUAUUGGACAAAUCCAUCUGUACUCUCUACAUGUGAAGAUUUAAACUUUAUUACAACUCCUUGCUCUUCUGUAUUUUGCUUGACUCAAUGAAAAUAAACCAUGUGAGA
Salarias fasciatus (jewelled blenny) is the source of this 4520-nucleotide messenger RNA. Its product is annotated as sialoadhesin-like. The record is from RefSeq and is a predicted model, not a curated record. NCBI's taxonomy places the organism in Eukaryota, Metazoa, Chordata, Actinopteri, Blenniiformes, Blenniidae. The transcript has 14 exons. The coding region runs from base 98 to 3001 and encodes 967 amino acids.